CGCCAAUCACACAUUAGCAUGGUUCAUGUAGCCACAUAUGGAUGUGAAGCCUGGGCACUGAAGAAAGAGGAAGACGUAUCCAGGCUCUUGAGGGUCAAACAACUGCUAAAAAUCUUAUGGAGCAAGAUGAUGAUGAUCACUGAGCAAGUUUACAAGAUGGCCAUAACAGAAAAGGAGCUACUGAACCACAAAUGGAUUCAUUUGGCUGGAAAAGGAAGGUUGGAGAAAAGGUUUCUAAGACAGCAGUGCAGCAGUUUCAGGCAGAGUCAGAAGAAGUAAUGUAUAAUGAGGAAACGGAGGGAGUUGAUUGGCUGCACGCAAUUAAACGCAGGCGCGAGGUGCUUCUCGAGGACUGUGCAUUCAAGAGCAAGAGACUUGAGGAGGAAGGAGCACUGCUGGCUACGGAAGGCAGACACUGGGAGGCAGUGAAAAAAUGGGAUGAGGCCAUUCAGCUUACUCCAGACAAGGCUGUCCUUUAUGAGAUGAAAUCACAGGUGCUGACAAUACUUCAGGAGAUUUUCCCCGCUGUGCAGGCAGCAGAGAUGGCAGUCAAGCUUUGCCCCUUGUGGUGGGAGGCACGGCAGACUUUAGGUCGUGCCCAGCUAAACCUUGGUGAAGUUAAUCUUGCUGUGCGCUCUUUUCAGGUGGCAUUGCACCUACAUCCAUUAGAACGCCCACUGUGGAAAGAGGAUUUGACUUGGGCACUGAAGCUUCGGGAUCAAAAAUGUGCUGCGCAGGAAAAAGCUGCACAAGAAGAUGAGGCUCGGCAACUUGUUGAAGGAGCCCCAGAGUUGCAACACGAUUAUGAGGACUUUGAGUCUGAUGAAGUCAUUGCUGCCUGCACAGCCAUGGCAGAGCGUCAGAAAACAUAUGAAAAUUUAAAAAAGAAAGCCGUUGUUGUGGAUGCAAAUGGCGUUGCAAUGGAAAUGUCAGUCAAGGAACAGGACAAAUCUUUAAAGUGUGUUUUAGUGAAAGCAAGAAUAGUGUAAAGGGUAAAUGACAUGGCUUUGUUUAAUUGUGUAGUUUAAGUAUAAAAUGCAUAUAGUAGUAUUUAAUACUAUAUAAUAUUUAAUAGUUCAUAUACUUCAUACAUUCAUUCAUAUUAUUUUUUUCUUUUAAGUAAACCUCUCAUUAUGCUUUUAGAAGUUUAUUGAUUUAAUUGUUAUUUUGGCAGAACUAUGCUUUAUAUGCUGAUAAAGUCUAAUGUUUCAGAUAAAACAAAGAAUAAAUAAUAUAGAAAUACAUAAAAAUACAGUUUUUAAAUUAUAAUUUCAUUUUUUAACGGUAGACUUAAACAGGACCUUUGUGGGGAAAAAAAAGUAUUCGCCCUUUUAGUUGCUCCAUUAACCAAAUGUAAUUGGUGUUUGGAUUUAUUUAGACUACACACACCCAGGUUAGAUUACUACUAGUUCUGAUAUGUCUGACUCUCACCUAAAUAGAACAUUUCCAGCAACGUGAAAUAAGCUGGAAAUACUAGCCAAAACACUUGCAGGUAUCACUUGCUUCAGAUAAAAUUAGCAUUUAUGAUUUGACUAAUAGAAAAAGACUUGGUAUCCAUGGACGAAAUGCAAAUAAAAAAUUACAUCUGGCAUAAACCCUUACUGAACCACAUGCCUGCUUUUUACGACAAGGAUCCUGUAACAUUCAGCAUAAAUCUAAUUCAACAAUCUGCAAAAUUAUGUAAUUUCAACAGUCAAAAAGGAAAAUAUGGGGAUGCUUUGCUGGUUCUGGGCAUAAAUGACACAAAUUCUAAAGGAGAAUUUUCAGUCAUCAGUCCAUAAUUUACAGUUGGGCAACAAGUUAACAAUUUAAGGCACAAGGGCUUUAGAGUUCUUAGAGUCUACUAAUGAAUAGUUUAAAAUAAAAAUAAAGUUGAGGUUUUGGAUUGGCCUGGACAAGGUCCUAACUUGAACCGCAUUGAGAUUCUGUUGACAAACUUGACAGAUGUUUAAAUUUUGAAAGCGUUCCAGUUGUCUAAAUUCUGAAAGAAAACUGGGCCACUGCAAUGUGAGUGACAUCCAGUUAUUCUGAUUGUAGAUGUUACUGCGACAGGUGGCAGAACCAGUUGUUUAAAUUAAGGAGACAAUUACUUUUUUUGCUUAUAGGUAAUGUAGAUGUUGCAUAACCUGCUUAUUUCAAUAAUUAGAAUGAUUAUUUUGAGGCAAAUUUGAAACAAAUCUUGGAUUGGUAGAAUUGAUUAAAUAGAAUGCAUAGCAAGAUAGCAAAUAAUCCAAUAGAUAGCAAAGGAAGGUUGCACAAAGUACUAAACAUUUAAAAAAUAAAGUUAUUUUUAAUGAAUGUUACAUCUGUGCAUGUUUCAAGUGUGACAUUUAAAGUGUUAUUUGUGAGGAUGUGUAUUAUUGUAUAUAGUCUAGUAAUACGACAUAUGGCGGUGUCAGGAUAUGCAAGUAUUUUGUAUAGUGUAUGUGUAAGUAGGGGGUUGAACCCUUUGGUUGUUCAGGUUCUCAAAUAUUCAAGUUAGUUAAAGUGUCAGUGUGCAUAUGGUCCCAUGAGCUGUAUUUUAAUGCCUUGACCAGGUCAAACACAAUGUGUACUGAUGAAGAAGGAUGUUUGUGUUGGAUACAGAUGCUAGCGAUCAGAGUAUUGGGAUGGUGCUAAGCCAGAUCCAUAAAGAUAGAGUGUGUGUGAUUGCUUUUUUCAGCUGGGUGCUGAGCAGGCAGGAGAAGAAAAACUUUUAGCCAAAGGAGGAAAUACCUAUUUUAGUGCAUAGAACAUUGUAAUCUUUUCCUCAGUAGGAUGAUAACGUAGAAUUUUCAUUGUUUUAUUAUAAAGUAAGAAUAGCAUUUCAUAGUAGGUUUUGUUAGGGGUGCUUUGCUGUAUCAAAACCUGAACUCAACUGUUUUUAGGAUGAUUGACUUAAGUCAACCAGUUGACCAAUUACAUGAUUAAUAUGUUGGGACAAUUAUUUAAAUAUUUAAUAUUUAAUAAAUAUUAAAUAUUUAAAUUUAAUCAUUUUACAGUUGGUGUUUAAAAAUUAGCAGUAUUAUGGUUAUAAAUAAAUAAUAUGUAUUUAAUGCAUAAUAAUAUGUAUUUAAAUUUAAUGCAUGUAUUUAUGUAUUAUGUGCAUUUUGUCCCUUUGGGGAUUCCAUAAUCAAUGGAAAAGUGUGCCUCGCUACACAUGUGAUAAUCUCUCUGUAGUCUGUGCUGUUUUCUAAGUAUUAUGCUCCCGAUAGUUUGUUUAUGUACAGUUUAUUUUUUUCUUUAUAACCUCAGCAAACGCUUGGUUACAUUAGCAGUUGGUUAGGCAAAAUGUCCAAGAUGUCAAAAGCUAAAGCAGCUAAAAACACUACUCGUGUAACUGAGUUUGGAAAACUCCCAACCAAUUAUGUGGAUGCAGAGGGGGGUGUCAAGACAAGUGUUUUCACAUUUGAGACCAUCAAGUAUUAGGGUAGGCUGUGCUGUGUAUUGUAGCUUCCAUUUAUUCUAUCAUUCAAUUUUUAAGUGUUAUUUUGUGCCAUGAAAUGUGGCACUUUUUUUUAAAAUCUGAAAUCAUGAAAUUUGUAAUUAAAAAGCCAAAAAUGGACCAGUCCCAAGCUACCUUCGAGGCCUAAUCAAACCCCGCUCUGUACCACGCAACCUCCGAGCCACUAGUCUCGCUCGACUUGAGCCUCCACCCAGGACUAAAGGAAGACAAGCAUCAAGGCUCUUCUCUGUUCUAGCACCCAAGUGGUGGAAUGAACUUUCUCUGUCUGUCCGAACAUCUGAGUCUCUUGCUGUCUUUAAAAAACGAUUAAAAACCCACCUUUUUACUAAACACUUAAGCUGACUUGUACCUAUUCACUAACAUUUUUUUUUUCCAUUUCCAAAAAAAAAAAUAAAAAAAUAAAAAAAAAACU
Molecule: messenger RNA, 3857 nt
Organism: Trichomycterus rosablanca
Lineage: Eukaryota; Metazoa; Chordata; Actinopteri; Siluriformes; Trichomycteridae
Gene: ttc33
Product: tetratricopeptide repeat domain 33
Exons: 6
Coding region: 192-989 (265 amino acids)
Molecular function (GO): protein binding
Source: RefSeq, a predicted model, not a curated record